UAGGGUUGAAAACAGUAGGGACAAGGGAUCUGAAAAGUAUUUAGCCCAACCUGGAGAGUUCCCUCACAUGUGUAUAGUUUACAGGAAAGCGAAUGGAAUCAACACAUACGUAGGUGGCGCUUCCUUGAUUGCAAGGAAUAAAGUUCUGACUGUGGCGCACAAGUUUCUUGUUAAGACCUCUAAAGUUGAUGAAGAUAUUGUGUUUAGCCCUGAUAUCUAUGUUAGGUGUGGAGAACAUGACGUUAAACUAACUACAGAAUUUCUUCAAAGUCAGGAAAGUCGAGUAUUGAGUGUUCAUCUGCAUCCAGAUUAUGAUAAAAAGAAUAUAUUUAACAACCUGGCAAUACUAGAAACAGAAUCUAACUUUAUCUACCAGAAACAUAUUGGACCUGUUUGCUUGCCCUCACCUGGCGAGAGAUUUGAAGGGUUGACUGAUUGUAUAUCUACUGGCUGGGGAGCGGAUGCCCAGCAAUCUACGAAUCCGAAUGCUGUAUACAGUGAUGUUCUUAAGAAAGUAACUUUACCUGUAAUGAGGAGCAGAGACCAGUGCGCUGUUGAUAUUAGUGCGAUACCCAGGUUUGUGUAG
Molecule: messenger RNA, 586 nt
Organism: Eurytemora carolleeae
Lineage: Eukaryota; Metazoa; Arthropoda; Copepoda; Calanoida; Temoridae
Product: ovochymase-2
Exons: 10
Coding region: 68-586 (172 amino acids)
Biological process (GO): proteolysis
Molecular function (GO): serine-type endopeptidase activity
Source: RefSeq, a predicted model, not a curated record